AUGGCGCCGGCAGAAGGGUUCUCGGCGCCGGGCGUCGCUACCUACGACUCCAACACCAUGACGGUCGGCGACGGAACCUGGGACUUUGAGAAGAACACCUUCUUGCUGCCCAACCUCCAAGGUCUCAAUUUCGAGACCAUGCAAUACAAUGGUAUGGGCAAUCGCUUCUCGACAGUCGCUCAGUACCACACCCUCAUUCUCGCUCAUGGUGUCAUGGGAGCCAUCGUCUUCCUUGUCAUUGUCCCAUUCUCCGUCUUGACGGUUCGAUUCUACACGAGAAAGCCCGGUUACGCUGUACCCUACCACGCCCAGCUACAGAUCCUGGGAGCGCUCUUGCUCGUCGCCGUAUUUACCUUGGGCUGGUUCGCCGUCGGCCCCGAACGAAGCUGGACGAACCCACACCACGCCAUCGGCCUGGCAAUCUUCAUUAUGUUUCUCCUGCAGAUCAUCGGCGGCCGGCUCGUGAGGAACAUCAGGGGACGCUCGCUCAGAAAGAUGUUUCAUCGAUGGAGCGGACGGCUCAUCGCACUUCUUGGUCUCAUUCAGGUGCCUCUUGGAUUGACGCUCUACGGCUCCCCAAAGUACACAUUCAUCCUCUACUCCCUAUGGGUUGCCUUCUUGCUCUUGCUCUAUUUCAUCCUCAGUUACCGCGCCGAGGGCGAUGACCGUGGCCGGGAGACGUACAUCAGUGGAGGACGGUCCGAGGGACCGAGCGGCGUGUCUUACGACUCAGAGUACUACAGUGAUGUCCACACAGAGAAGACCAAGAGCAACAGAUGGGUGGCGCCUCUCGCAGCUGGUGCCACCCUGGCCGCCUUGUUCGGUCGCAAGAAGCACAAGGAGAAGGAGAAGGAGCUCAGCCGGGAGAGAUCGCGAUCGCGAAGCCGCAGUCGUGGACCAGAGGUCAUCGGUUCCAGACGGGGCUCGCAGAGCUACCUCCCCUCACGCAGAGAUUCCGCAAGCUACUUUGAGAGCGAAAAGUACACCGACAUCGAUUCACGCCGGGAUGACAAGAAGAAGGAAGGAGGCGGCUUCAUGAAGACGUUGUUCGGUGUCGGUGCUGGUAUUGGCGCAGGAAAGCUUCUGUCCGGCCUGAUGAAGAAGAAGGAGAAGAGCCGACCGCACGACGAGGAAUACUCUGCCGUCUCGACUGAGACUCCUCAACGCCGCCGCCCGAGUCGAAGCUACCCCGCCCAGAGUGAGUUCACCGACUACACGGACUGGACCGAAGACACCCCGCCGCCCGCACGAAGACCCCGCGAGGGUUCCAUCCUGCCGCCCCCUGGAAACCCCGUCAUGGCCGCUCAAGCUCUCAGCGCCGCCGAGUCUCGCACGAACCGGCCCCCUCACGCCAGGACCAGGUCCCAGUACAGCUUCGAAGAUUCCGAGUACUCAUCGUAUGUGAGCCCGUCUAGACGUAGGGAUGAGCCGCCGCCCUCAGGCGGGGCCGGCAAGGGCAUCUUGGCUGGUCUGGGCUUGGGAUGGUUCGCCAAGAAGAUGGCCGACCGCAAGAACAAGAAGGCCGAAGAGCAGAGAAUCAGGGACGAGGAAGAGAUGAGGUCAGGCGUUUCGGGCUCAAGAUACACGGGCGACGGCAUGUCCUCCCCGUCCCGCGACAGACGCUCCUCUCGCCGCGCCAGUGGUGGACGCCGCCCGAGACCUCCCAUGUCCGCCAUCAGUACAGAGAUCACCGAAUUGACCGAAUCCUCCGAGCUUGAGCCCCGUCCUUCCGGAACCGGCUACGGAGGGGGCCCCCCGAUGCCGCCGUACUCUGCCCGCCCCCCGAGAACGCCUCCCGGUGCAGGUGCCGGCUACCCCGACUCCGUCAGCAUGCCUGCGAUGCCGCCAGACCCGCAGGGCAUCCUCAGCCGCGAGUCCGAGAAUGAUGUGUACGGAUCUCCCAGUGGUCGACCGCAGCGCCGCGAUUCUGCCAAACGCAGGAGGGCUGGCGAUGAGGCAGCAGCGGCCGCCGUCGCCUCGGCGAGUGCCCUCGCAGCCAAGGAGGAGCAGCGUCGUCGCGCAGAGUCUGAGCGCUUCGGCCAAUCCACUUUGGCACCCGUCAGCGUCAAGGUCAAGGUCCACGACGAUAAAGACCGCAACGUCACGCUGCGCAGGCUGACCGAGGAAGAAGCCGCCGCAUCCAAGCGCGACCACCGAAGACGGCGCGGCACCUCGGUGAGCAGUCUCUCCGGCACCGACGUCGGCAGCGGACGCCGCUACCGCCGUGACUCGAGCCAAAGGAGAGCAGAGGCCGCAGCCGAGCAGAUGGCCGAGGCAGGCGACGCCCUCCCGCCCCCCAACCCUGCUUUCGCGGCGGGCCGGAAGCCCAAGGACUCGGCUUACUACUCUGGACCGACCGGCGGCGCAAACCCCUCUGUCUCUAGCAUCGGCAGCGAGCACACGCACGGCACCUGGAGCCAGAUGAGCCCCUCACCCGCCGUACCGCCGGCCGGCCUGAACCCCACGGGAUCCGCCGCGGAGCACAACCGGAGGAGGAGAAGACAGGAGCGAAGACGGAGCAGCGCGAGCCGCCCGCCGGCGGGAGGAGUGGACAUGUACGACUAG
This is a messenger RNA of Colletotrichum chrysophilum, 2565 nucleotides long. RefSeq lists its product as uncharacterized. The transcript has 2 exons. The coding region runs from base 1 to 2565 and encodes 854 amino acids. NCBI's taxonomy places the organism in Eukaryota, Fungi, Ascomycota, Sordariomycetes, Glomerellales, Glomerellaceae. The record is from RefSeq and is a predicted model, not a curated record.